UAGAAACACUAUUUUUUAGGGACUUACAGUGACAACUCUGUAACAAGCUUUCUUUCUGAUUGUGUUUGCUUGGGUAAUAUUUGUCAUGAUCCGAUGCCACUACUAGCUGAUAAAUUCGUCAAAAGAAAAAGUGUACACGAUUGUUCAUCGUAGCAGGCAUAGGAUUUGUUUGACAAAGCCCCAAUAACAUGGCUCAUGAUAUUGCACUAACAAAAUUUUUACCUUCGCCAUGCCACUGAUCGUAGCCCUUUUAAAAUUUCUUCUCUGCCACCAAAUUUGCCUUGCCUUUUACUGCUCAUUGAUCCUGAAUUUGUACGGUUUUAGUAGUACAACUCUCACGGCGAGGACUUCCGUUGCUGCGGUUCGACUGAAAAAAGCUGGACGUCGACCUGGUCCGGGUCGGGUUUCUGGGCGGGAACUAGUACUACACGGUAAAAAUUCUUGCCCUCAGCAAACAGGGUCCACCGCAGAGCAGCACCAGGAAACAACUUCUGCGAGUCGUAGUAGCAGCGGACUACAGGUGGAGAAAAAGGAAAAGCCCCGGAGUACUAGGCCAGCAGCCAAGAUGUCUGCCAUGCGGUGCAGCAGCCAGUUUCCCAACCUCGGGAGGAUCUUGGACCGAAUCGGGGACGACGAAAGCGUAUGAAUUGCAAAAGUAUCGUACUCGUAGUAUUGCAGCACAAAUUGACUCAGCAUGACAAAGGAAAUCUGUCAUGGUAAUUUAGCUUGAAAAUGAUAUUUGUCUUGCAUGACUGCGAUUAGAAGUACGAGUACGAUACUUUUGCACAGGAUAAAGCGAGUACGGCGAGUUGGAAUUUCUUCUCAUGGACGACGUGCAAAAAUUGUCGGAGCUGGAUCCCAACCACGCCGAACAGUUCGACAUCGCAAGUUGCUGCAUUUACCGUGGCUACCUGCCCAUGGCGAUCACGUUCGGUCCCGGGAGGGGAAGCAGCAUGUUCGCACCCAAACUGCAUCAGGAGAGGGCGCUGAUCGACUUGCGGAAGUAUUCAACAACAUCGUCUUCGUCACCAUCCAGUUUUGCGACCACUGGCGCAACAGAUUCUGCGUCUCGUAGCGCUCCUGCUUUAGGAGUAGAAGCAGCUGUAAAUAAAACAGGAGACGGCAGCUCAUCCUCCGCUGCUGCUCCUGCAGACCAAGUUAUCACUUUUGUAGAGGCACCAGGAGGAGCUCCUGCACCAGUCGAACUGUUGCAGUCUCCUGUGCCACCCAGCACCUCGCAGCUUCCGCCGAAAGAAACCUGGCUGACGAAAAAACGAAGGAAAAAAGUGAAGGGCUUUCAUCUCCAAGUGCGGAACCAAAUUUCGCCAACGCUGUGCGACUAUCCUGUGCAAAAGUAUGGUAUUCGUAUUGCAAUCAUGCAUUACAAAUCCUUUUUCUAAGGUAAAUCCGCAUUACAAAUUUUAAUUCUCAUGCUGAGGAAAUUUCUAAUGCAUUUAUACGAGUACGAAUACGAUACUUUUGCAGUUCAUAGCGACCAGAUCCGGAAGCACACCUGCACGAAUACGAAGGACGACAACUGUAUCAAAUGCAAAAAUGUCUGGGUCUGGAUGAAAGUUGUAAUGCUAAAAAUGGAUGAUGGGGCAAUUGCAAUAGUACGCAGCCAAGCAUGACAAAUUUUUGAGGUCCUAUGUCUUGCGUAUUCCGCAUGGCAAACUGCGUUUUUGCAUGACAGGUAGGCGGACCUUUUCGCGCCCAUGCAUCACAGAUUGUCGAGUCAUGUCAGACAUGCAUGCCAAAUGUAGGAAUCUUCCAGACCCAGACAUAUCUGCAUUUGAUAAACUGGCUGACCAGCGAGUUGCAGGCCCUUUACCAGCGGAACAUUGACAUGAACAAAAAACAAAGAGCGUCAAGGAGCACACAGGAGCUUGUUGAUGAUGUAACAACUACGAGAAGGGGGACCCCCGCAGCAUCUUCUUCUUCAUCUGAAAACAGCACAAGCAGCUCCGCUGCCUCUAAAAAUACUGCUGCAGAACAAGGAGCGCCGGAGGACAAGCAAACCCAGGCUGCAGAGGCUCCACCCGCGGCAAGAACAUCUUCGUCUACUGCGGCUGGGCCAAGCCAAAGCAGCGCGAUAACGAAUUCGAAGCGGAUCAACAGCGCGCCCGAUAGCUCGAUAAAGAAGCCGCGCACCGAGGUCGUGCACACCACAGGCACGACUAGUCGCGCCAACAUGCGAUCGGCAGCUGGGAAGGAAAAUGCGAAAAUUUCGUCGUCCUCUGGCGCUUCGUCGAAGGGGCCCUCACUUCCGCCGCCUCCUCCUGCACCGAAAGUGUACAAGAACGUGAAUUUUUGGUCGGUCGAGCUGUUUAACGACAAAGGGCAGCUGAUUGCAGGCGAGCUCGGGUACACAAUAUCGAAAUAAAAAAGCCCCCCUCGUCUCCAAUUCGAACGAAAAUUUCUGUUGCUGGAUUUGUCUACACAAAUUAGCUCUGUAUUGCAGUGAGGCACUGCAGGCAAAGCCCGAGCCUUUUUAGGGGUGCUUUGGAUGGUGUAGGCGCAAGGUAGGCGAAUAGCAGAGGCCUGCAAGGUAGGCGUAACAGCAUUACAAAGAAAUCGCCUGCGUGAUGUGGCGGACCCGCUGGAUUUCAUGUUGUCACAAAUCAGCAUCGCAAACAUUUUUUAGAAGCAUACGCUUUUUCAUCAAUCUUCACUAGGGCGAGGGGGGACGAUUUAUUUUCCUCACAAUACACUAACGGCCUGAUUUACACGAGCUUGACCGGCUUUUUCAACCGUGACAAUAUGGAGGAGAAUUCGGGCGCUGGGAAGGUGCAGCUGCUUCUGCUCGGCGAGUUUUUACUCGAGCGCGGGAUCAAAAUCUGGGAUCUCGGCAUGAUGAUUCCGUACAAGCAGGAGCUGGGUGCGUUUCUAGUUUCGCGGAAAUCGUGGCUGAACGACUACUAUCCUGUGCAAAAGUAUCGUACUCGUAUGAAUUGCAGGAAUGCAUGACAAAUCUGGUUUCCUAUCCAAAUCUGCAUUACAAAUUCCAAUUUUCUUCCUGAUAAAAUUCGUCAUGCGAUUUAUACUACGUACGAUGCUUUUCCUUUUGCAAUGCAUAACUACGUGCGGAAAUUUCGGGAUGUUGAACUUCCGGUGGCAAGUUUGACGCAAGAAGUCGACGUGCGCAAACUGGUUUAUGGGACUCUCAAACAUUACAUUCUCAACUGUUACAUGAUUUGUCAUGCAAAAACACUAUCAUGACUUUUCACAAUUUCAUUUUCAAGCCUUCUCCGCAUGACAAGUUCUCGACGCGCUAGAUUAUAGCAUUACACUGUGCUCCUCCAAACCUGUAAUGCAAAAGGCGCAACCUUUCCACUUUCACUUUUGCCUUUCUGGCAUCACAAAUUCAUGUAACAGUUGAGAGUAUAACAGUUGCGAACGCCAUAUGGUUAUGGACCACAUUCAGAGAGUGCGGGCGAAAGAGCCUCAAAGCGAUUGUAGUAAUAAAGAGGAAACAUAUCCUACGAAAAAACUGUUUCACUGUGAUGACUUUGCAGGAUCUGCAUCACAAGUUUGCUACACAUGAAACUGAAAAUUUGUCAUGCGCGCUUCCCAAGGGAAAACACGCGUGAAAAUCCAAUGCCUUGCAUGUAUAGCAAGAGAAACACAUUUGCGUUCCGUUCUAUGCAUCACAAGUUCACAGUGAAACAGUUUUUUCUUGCGAUAAAAGAAAAACUGCAGGAGCUACAACAGGAGAUGAACAAGUGCAGCAGCAAGAAGCUGCAAUCGACGAUGGCGCAGAAAAAACUACAAAAGCUGGCACUUCUUCUACAUCGUCCCCCAGGACUCGUCCCUUAGUACCCUCUACUGUGCCAGUACAGCUAAACAAGACGUCUGGAAGUGAUGACUUUGCACCGAAAGAAAGACCACGCUUGGACGACGAGGACGUGGCAGCUGUGGGAGGUUCAAUGGACAACUCUGACGGCCGCGUUGGUCGCACGGCAGUUUCUGGACAGCACGAGCAUCGGACUGAUAAAGCGGGAGGGGACAAGGAUCAUACGGCCAAAUAAAGACUAGAAGGCCAACAGCUUCUAGUGGUGUCAAGAGUAGCAAAGCAUAGUGAUAUCAAGAAGGCCAACAGCUGCAAGGCGCACGAAAUAAGUAGCAGAAACAUCAAGACGAGACUGGUAGUUGUCGUGGGACUUCUUACCAACAAAUAGAAGAAGUUUUCUUGAACAUCAAGGUGCAUACUUGUGGUGCCUGGAGACAACUUCUAUGGCACGGAAAUGUUCUCUUCAAAGAAGCAACAACUUCAUCUUCUAUCUAUAGCGCCUUCCGAAAACAAAAACGCCAAGAUGAACUCCUACCUUUCGUCAUCGCCUCGCACGCACUGUAGUUGCAUUGCUUAUGCGCAAAAUAAAG
Messenger RNA from Amoebophrya sp. A120, 4380 nucleotides. Lineage: Eukaryota; Dinophyceae; Syndiniales; Amoebophryaceae. The record is from the annotation of a GenBank genome assembly.